GUGGAUCUGGGAGGAGAAGACCCAAGGCACUAUACGGGAAACAUCACCUAUACGAACAUUACAAAGGAGGGAUAUUGGCAGUUUACACUUGACAAGAGAAUUCUGUUGUAGCAGCUGCCAAGCUAUUGCUGAUACUGGGAUGUCUCUUAUUGUUGGUCCGACAUCACAGAUCAAUAUUUUGCAACAGUACAUAGGAGCUGAGAAUAUUGGCAGACAAUAUACUGUUGACUGCAAUGCUAUUGACUCUCUGCCAAACAUCACGUUUACUAUUGCAGGCGGGAGAUUUAGUCUCACUGGCGAACAGUAUAUACUGAAGAUAAAAUCAAUGGAUGCUACUCUGUGUCUAAGUGGGUUCCAAGGAAUGGAUUUCCAGCAGGAGAACUGUGGAUUUUGGGUGAUGUCUUCAUUAACCAGUACUACACCAUAUUUGAUCUUGACAACAAGAGAGUCGGAUUUGCUGACUCAAAGUGAACUCUAGAUGUGAUGAAUAGAAAUUUGUGCAUCCAGAUUAAUUAAUAUAUGUUAGUGUGAGUGAGUGGCUGCCAAGUGCUAUUUGUUGAGUACGUAUCUCAGUGAGGUUGUCAUGUUCAAUACAUUGAUGUAUACUACAUAAUCAGAAACAGAAUUGUGUAUCAUUCAAUUGUUUGUUGUGAACAAGAU
Corticium candelabrum is the source of this 660-nucleotide messenger RNA. Its product is annotated as cathepsin D-like. The record is from RefSeq and is a predicted model, not a curated record. Gene Ontology annotation, molecular function: aspartic-type endopeptidase activity. Lineage: Eukaryota; Metazoa; Porifera; Homoscleromorpha; Homosclerophorida; Plakinidae. Gene Ontology annotation, biological process: proteolysis. The transcript has 4 exons. The coding region runs from base 140 to 478 and encodes 112 amino acids.